Cannabis sativa is the source of this 837-nucleotide messenger RNA. RefSeq lists its product as uncharacterized. The transcript has 2 exons. NCBI's taxonomy places the organism in Eukaryota, Viridiplantae, Streptophyta, Magnoliopsida, Rosales, Cannabaceae. Gene Ontology annotation, molecular function: nucleic acid binding; zinc ion binding. The record is from RefSeq and is a predicted model, not a curated record. The coding region runs from base 1 to 837 and encodes 278 amino acids.
AUGGCUCGAAAGAGAAAGACGGUCUCGAAGUCGGCAGAGGUGGUCUUCGGCAUCAAAGAUCCUUCCCCUGAACUCCUUUUGAUCCAAGAGGAGCAUUUAGUGGCUGAUACUGAGACGUUCCAUGAUCCGUGCGAUUUACUGGAGACAGAAGUCCUAGACCUAGGCGAUGGAGAAGGAACUAGUUUAUCUUCCAAACCAGUGAGUUGGGCUGAAGAGGCGAAACGAUGGACUUUCAGUAGACAGCCAAGAACAUUUGGAGCAAAUUCAACUCUAAUCAAGUUUCGUGAAAAGAAUUUGGGGAAGUUGGGUAUUGAGACAAUUGUUAGGAUGCACUCUGGGUUCACAUUGGUGAGCUUUAGAGAUGAGGAAACAAGGAAUAUAAUACUGGAAACAGGUGUCGUACACUUUGACAGCAAACAUGUAGUGUUAAGACCUUGGUUGACAGACAUGGAUGCUGCCAAUAUGGUCAAAUCUGUGCCUAUUUGGAUGAGACUCAAUGGCCUGGGACUUCAAUACUGGGAUAAGAAGAACCUUAGUGCUCUUGUUAGCACAGUGCGUAGGCCAAUAAUGGUUGAUAAAGUCACCCAAAAUAGAUCGAUGGUGAUGUAUGCAAGGGUUCUUGUGGAUAUGGAAAUUCAGCGAGAUCCUCCUAAGGCUAUAGCCUUUAUAAAUGAGAAGAAACAAUUGGUGGAACAGGCAAUUGUAUACGAGUGGCUCCCAUCUAAAUGUGUAUCAUGUGGUAAUCUUGGUCACAUUGUGGCUAAUUGUAACAAAGAUAAGGGAGUGGUUUGGAGGAAAAAAGAAGCACCAAGGGGCAAAAAUAUUGUCAACCAGUAA